This is a messenger RNA of Oncorhynchus masou masou (cherry salmon), 6869 nucleotides long. RefSeq names its product mucin-17-like. The record is from RefSeq and is a predicted model, not a curated record. The transcript is spliced from 3 exons. Lineage: Eukaryota; Metazoa; Chordata; Actinopteri; Salmoniformes; Salmonidae. Bases 46 to 4686 code for a protein of 1546 amino acids.
UGUUGAUGUUCAUAAAUACAGAUUACUGUUAGGGACUUGCUGCUCAUGAUUGGGCACAUAACGAGCUCAGUAUUGGAGGAGGUAAAUAGCAUCCUGAUCCCUGCCUUGGUUGACCUUAUAAGGGUGAGAGCUUCAGAAAGUGCUGCAGAGAAUAUGCUCCCCAUCAGCAAAGACACCAACGAAGAUUCAACCCAGGGCUCUGUCAGCUGUACCUCCCUACUCUCCAAAGUCAAUGCGAUCUGUCUCACUCAGAGUCCUGACAGUAGGUCCUCCCCAAUCUCCAUUGAUGAACCAGUCACUGCUGUCCAGACCUAUUGUAGCAGCAGUUCUCUGUCCAGUGAGGAACGAGCACACUCUUUCUCCAGUCAGAUCUCCACUAAGAACCUCCUGGCUGAUUGGCCACGUUCUGCCAAUCCACCAUCUGCUAAACCACCACCUGCUGAACCACAAUCUGCUAAACCACCUACUGCCACUGACUACUCUGGAACCUUAUCUGCUGUGGUAGGUCGUGGGCAUGUCAUCCCUGUCAAACUGACCGUGGCCCCUUUCUCCUCCUUAAUCUCCAGUGACGAGACCAACACCAACCUCUCCUCCAGCAGCCUCCCCUCCUCGUGCUCCAUCAAGCUUUCAGACAGUAGGAGUGUAAUUCCUUGCUCCCUGACUGUAAGCUCCAUUUCAAAUGUUCUUGGACCUGACUCUAGCAGCAGCCCUGUGCGGGAGAAUAAAUUUGCUACUGAGGUCUCGUCGAUCUGCCUCAGCCAAGAUAGAAAUGGCCAAGGAGGGAGUGUGACACCACCAGCCCCUUUGGAUGUUUCCCUCCCCUCCAUUAUUGAGCGGGCUGGUGGACUUGUAUGUUCCGUCAUCUCCCAGUCUUUAGCAAUUGUGGAGGCGCGGUCAAGUGUGAAUGGUGAGGAGGGCUCUCCAUCUCCCACCACAGUCUCCCAUUCUCCUACAAGGGUGUUUGUCAGCCACUUAAGGAGUAGCCCACUAGGUGAGGACCUUGUAGAUUCAACACUUGCGGAUGUAAUCUCUGUCCUGAAAAUGGAGGGAAUUCUUUCCUCCUCUCUGACUUUGGAGGAGGAGCUGCUUGAUCUCUCCUCCAGUUGUUCUUCGUCAUCAAGCGAAACACUACAAUGUGUGUCUGUUGGCCCUCUUGGCAGUGGGUCGGAGACGUCCUUCAAACUUCUUGGGGGUCGUACUCUGAGUAUCGCCACCCCAACGGCCCAUGUUACCACAGAGGACUUAGAAGUCUACAGUGAUGAGAUCAUUGAUGAAAUCCUUAUUAUAAUGAGGACCAAAAAAGAUGAUGACAGUGGAAGUGACGUCUCUGGUGCAUCAACACCAUGCAACACACCAGCACCACAGAGCCGGUCCUCUUCUGCACUGAGGGGAGUGCUUCCCCAUGACAGGAGGAUACUCAGCACAACACUGCUUGGAAUCCAGAACACACUAGACAGUGAGAACCUCUCAGGAGAGUGUUCCACCUCACCACAGGACAAUGCCAGAGUCCUGGAGAUGAUAAAGUUGCUGCAGAGGCGCCUUGAGGGGACACCCUCAGAGUCCUCCAGCCAUAUCACAGAUGUGGCUUCACCCUUGGGCUUUCCUCUCCCUGUAUCUCUCUAUGCUGUUCAGUCGAGUGUAUUUACCACUGACAAAGACCUGAAGGCAGAAAGAGUGAAGGGAGUCUUUGAAAGCCUGAGAUCCCAGUUUAUGAGCUACUCCAUCAAGCCUGUGAGUAACAUCAUUACCAGGGCAACAACAAAGAUGGCUGCCUCCAAUCAGGUUAGUUCAGAGACACUCCAGGCAGCAUCAGCAAAAUCAUCUGCUGUGGCUCAGAACCUUAUUAGUUUGGUUUUAUUUAAAGUUGCCAAGGUGUCCUGCUCUGAUGACUUAGAGGGUCUGGGUGAUCAUCUCAGAUGCCCCUCAACUUUGACCAGAGUUUUGACACCUUUGACCUCUGAGAAAGUUACACUGACACCUGCUGUUCUGAAGAUCAGAAGGGAGAUGUCUAAGGAAGUGGCCACCGAACUCCAGAGUUUCCUGAUCAAGGAAUCCCUUACUGACACCCAGACACCAUCCAAUGGACAUGUUUGCACUUCUGGUUCUGCCCCAAGGGAAGCUGUGCGGGACAUCCUGAGGAAAACCAAAGAGGAGGCUUCCAACAAAAGCCUGAAUAAUAUUUUCUCUGUAAAUUUGGAUGAGCGGCUCACAGACUCCAUUGCAGAUGCCUUAUAUCCAAAGCUGCAUGACAGAUUGGAGUCCAAGAGAGAGCUGCAGGCUUCUUAUUACAGCUCCCAGAUAAGCUGUAGCCUCAGCCCCUUCAAAGUUGAGAGCAGCCUAGAGCUCCAGGAGUUCACUGACCCACUAUCUGAGUCAGUAUUGUGUCUCCUGGAUAGGACAUUUGGAGAUAAAGCUCAGAACUUAAAGACAGGUGGGGGUGUUUUACAAUAUGUCACAGACCCAACCUAUAAGAAGCUUUUGAUUGGACCCCACACCAACGACGUCAAUGUGGUUAUGCACACGAUUGCAGUGGAGGAGUUGCCUGUUGAGGGUUGUAUUGCACAAAGUGAGGCCAAUCAUGGCCUUCACAAGAAGCAAGAGUUACCUUCCAGCACCAGUGGCAGAGGGAAUGAGACCCCGAGCCCUACUAAUUGCCUACUGGAGGGUGUAGUGGGCAAACUGGUACGGAAGAUGCUAUUUCAGGGCCUUAACAUCCCUGAGGUACCCAUGAACUACAGCCGCUCUGAGAACUUUAAGCUACAGUAUGAACUGGUUGCAAAGCUUUGUCCUUUGAUGGUAAGGACAAUCAUGGCUACAACCAUAGCCAAUCAACCACCUACUAUUCAAGAAGCAGCGAUGUCUUCCGAGAACAUCCAUGUGAAAGAGCUGUGUGAGGCAGGUAUCAAACACCUCAAAGAGAACCAUGUACCCAAUGACUCUGAGACAAACAUCAUGGUCAGAGGGGCUUUGAGUGAAAUUGAAUCCUGUAUGAUUGAGACCUCCGACAAGGACUCUCCCAGUCUACAUUCCACACCAGAGGUGGUUGUAGACCUGAUCACCAAGCUGCUUCAUGGGUAUGAGCUUAACUCAGAGGACUUUGCAUCACCUGUGUCAUCCCCAACCACCACUCUCUCUGAUGUGGCAAUGGACAUGGUGGUUUCUGUCCUUCGGGACAUGUCCGAUUCCCCAGACGUUACCUCAGCAUUGGAAAUGACCAAGGAUCUCAAGACGCCGUACUCCCGCCCCUCAAGUGCAAGGAUUGUAAGUGCCCUCUGCAGAGAGCUGGAGGAGCACAUGGGCUCUCCUGAUGCUCUGAGGCGAGCUUUGAGCCGUGGCAGCGGGGAGAUGACAACAGCCAUUGCGAGUGCAGUCACCAGGGAAGUCAACCGUCUGGGUUCAAUCGUACCCAAAGUCUCUGUCAGGCCGCUCUCCUCAGACAUCUGCCUAAGGACAGACCAGGACAAGGUCAUGGUUAAGAGCCGAUGUGGCUCAGCUGAGGUGAAGGCAUCCCAACCGGUGUAUAUUAUUGUUCAUGUAGAGGCGGUGAUGGAUAUCAUUGUCCGGCUGCGGUCUCUGAUUGUUCCUCGGACCCAGGAUAAACUGGCCAGCUGGACCCUAGUUGAGGAUGUGACCAACAAGCUGUCCAGUGCUCUGUGGGUGAGGGUGACUAACAGGUGGAGGGAAGCAAAUGUCUGCCUGAAGGCAACAGACAUCUUUCAGUUGGUGCUGUCUGUGCAUAGAAAGUUGAUGCAACGCUAUGGCACAGAGGAAGCCCUACAGAAGAUACUGUGCCACAAGGCACCCAAGCUGCACAAGGACAUUGUCUGUCUUGUCACGAACGGAAUUAUGGAUGCACCAUCCAAACUUCAAGACACCAAAAAUCUGGAAUCUACACUCAACUUGAAAGAAUUGACAGCCUUGUUUAAUGAAAUGACAACCCGUCAAUCUUUGAAUAAGAAAGCUGAGCAGAGCAGCAUCAAGACUGAGAUUGAACAGCCGGAGUGGUCCACUGUGGAACAAGUGACAUCCGGUUCCACCAGCUUCAUUAGGGAGCUUAUAUUAGAAGAAGUCCUGAUGAAGCUUGUCAAGAAGAUAUGCCGUAUGCCAAAAAGGACCAACAAGCGUCAGCGCAUCCAGAUCAGUGAUCUGGUGACUGAGCUGAUCCGAUUGUUCGACGAUGAGGUGGCCAAAUAUCUGAUUGAGGAAAUGGAAAGCCAGCAAAAAAGUUUCAAUUCUAAGAUGACAUCGAAGCUGGCAGAUGCCAUCUACACUGACCUUGGGAAGGUCAAGCGUUUGAAACGCUCCUUGAAAAUUGACGAAUUAUUUGAGGAUCAGGAGAUGCUUUCCAUUGUCUCUGUCAUUGUUUCCCACAAGCUACUGGCCAUCUUGAAACCCUCAGUUUCCAACCCAUAUGACCGUGAGACCUCAGACCUUGAAGACUCAUGCAGUAAUGAUUUGGAGGAUGCGGAAUCUGAGGGGGUGCAUUAUGCCACCGGCAGAAAGUCCAACAUGAGCAUCGUCUUUAAAGACACUACAAACCAGCCAGAGAUGUACAUUGCUGUGGAUUCUCCACCUAUGAUUAAAUUUUCCAAGAUGAGGAAAGGCAUCCGGGACUUCUUCUGGGGAGUCCAGAAGGCCUGGAAACGCUUGGUCACCUGCAAGUCCUCUGGGUCCUCUGAUGGGUAGCCUGGAUGACGUGCAGCCCAUGUCAGUUGCUUUUGCCAGGCUACAUCUGAGGAGGACACCACAACUGGCCUCAAUACAACAUUUUUUAUUUUUGUUGCUAUGCUGCUAUAUUUGAACCAGGCUGUCAGUGGACUAGCUUACCAUUAGUUUAUACUCCUUAAGGAAUAUCCACUAUAGGCUACUCAACACCAAAAUUCCAUCUGGGUCUUUUGAUCCCUUUUUAGCUCCCACUCCUGUAACUAGGAAUGUGAGCUUCUAAAUGUCAUUCAGACAUCUACAGCUUCUCCUGUGAUUAGGAAGAUAAGCUAAGAAGCCCAACCAAUUGACUAGAUGUGCUGUACAUCUGAUACCCUCUCACUAUUGUAAUCAUUGAGCCACGUCCAUUGCAGCCUCUAAAUUUGAUGUAGAUAUUUAAGGCCGACAGCAGCUUCUACUCUUACGAUUAGGAAAGUGGUGCUAAACCUUUUGGGCUUUGAGGAACUAUGUAUUUUAUUUUUCAAUCACUUACAUACUUUUUAAUGGUUGUUUUAAUAAAGCAUUUGUAUUGCAGAUUUUGAUUAAUAUUGUAUCUUUCUGAAUUUUUAAUUUAUGUAUUCAUUUGAUGACAUGGGACUAAAGCGUAGUUUAUACCCUACAUACGUACACAAGAAAUAACUACAAGCAGCUACACAAAACAAACUCUACACAAGAACGCAGGAUCAGCAUUUUGUGAAGCGUUCUUGUUCACACGAAGGGUAUGAACUAGGCUUAGUCAUUUUAUGACUUCUAUAAUAAGGGUAUAUAAUGGUAUCCAUAGUGCAGUAUUAAGAUAUUCAUUAUGGAGCUUUAUAUUAUAGUAGAAAUAAUGUAAAUGAAUAAAAGUGAAUUCAUGUAUGUCAACUUGAUGGCGAUAUUUGCUUGCUCAACAAAAGCUAUAUUGGUGUUAGACGGUCUGAAGUUGCAUGACAUUCACGUAUUUAUUUCAUUGGCACGGCCUUGAAAGAGGUAGAAAAGGCCUCAAGAUGGCGACAAAUAUCUUCUAUCAGAAAAUCGAAUCAAUGUGUUUAUCACAUGCGCUGAGUCGAACAGGUGAAAUGCAUACUUACAUCUUCCUCUAACUCUGCCUUGGCAGAGAAGGGCUUGAUGAAUCAUAUACAGUAUAUUGAAUUCAUAGUUUCUUGUAUGAAAUACAACAUUGCUGUCUGCCAAAUGAAUUAGCAGUAUUAAAGCAGUGUAAUAUACACUGAGUGUACAAAACAUGAGUGCUCUUCCCAUGACAGAUGGACCAGGUGAAUCCAGGUGAAAGCUAUGAUCCUUUAUUGAUGUCACAGUGUAGAUGCUGGGUUUUGACACGCAACAGUGUCCCGUGUGUAUCAAGAAUGGUCCACCAACCAAAGGACACCCAGCCAACUUGACACAACUGUGGGAAGCAUUGGAGUCAACAUGGACCAGCAUCCCAGUGGAAUGCUUUUGACACUUUGUAGAGUCCAUGCCCCGACAAAUUGAGGCUGAUCUGAGGGGGGGAAAGGGUGCAACUAAAUAUUAGGAAGGUGUUCUUGAUGUUUUGUGCACUCAAUGCAUAUUCUUCAGGUUGUAUAUAUUUGAAGUUAUAUGAGAAUGUGAGUCUUACGGCCAGCUGCCAUAUUCUUGCAUGUAUUCUGUAUCCGGAACCGUGAAGCCUGGCAAGCGAGUUUAGUAUGAUUUGACAUAUCAUAUUUAUGCACCACAUGUUUAUGUGACUACUCUAUGUUUGCCUAACUUGGGGAGACAAAGAAAGAGGACUUAGACAUAUUGAAAAAGAGGACUUUAUCAUGGCCCAUUCAUACGAGCAGGGAAGCCCCUCUCUCAGAGGCUGAGGCGAAGAGGAGCAGUCAUAAGCCCACUCCAUGUGAGUGUCUUUACCGUAACCUCAGGCACAGUGGAACGGGGGAAACUCAUCCCUAUAAUUGUGUUGAGGAGAUCCAGACUGCAUUUCAAAUGGCACCUUAUUCACUAUACAAUAUGUUACUUUUUGAACAGGGCCCAUAGGGGUCUAGUCAAAAGUAGUGCACUGUAUAGAGUGCCAUUUGGGAUGCAGGUUCAGACUCAGACUCAACAUACUAUGUGCCCAUUACAAUCUGUGCAAAAAUCGGAAUGCAUGAUUUGUCAGCGGUAAUUGAAAAACGUGAAUAAAAUAGUAAAUAAAUCAAUAACACCACACAAAA